Molecule: messenger RNA, 1176 nt
Organism: Cladophialophora psammophila CBS 110553
Lineage: Eukaryota; Fungi; Ascomycota; Eurotiomycetes; Chaetothyriales; Herpotrichiellaceae
Exons: 1
Coding region: 1-1176 (391 amino acids)
Molecular function (GO): protein binding
Source: RefSeq, a predicted model, not a curated record
AUGCCUUCGUUCCAGUUGCACGGCAAACCGAUUAAGUGGGAUCGAAUCAGGCGAUUUAGCAGACCCCAGGGGCGAAAGCGAGCACGGGGAACGACCGGCGUCCCACCGAUAGGCGAGAAGAUUCACCUGGAUCUACACCGGAGCAGCUUUCGGCCGACCAUAAAUAUUGACGAGCGGAUUCUUUUCUUAACCAAAUCUUAUCUAGAUUGGAAUAUUUCGUUUUGGAGUCCGCUAGGCUUCGCCAAUCGGCAGCAACGACAGGACCUCUCAAAUCCCGACGGUCGAAGUGGGGAUAGUGUUUCACGAAUAUUCAAUAAAUGCUUCUAUGACGCUAUCCCGCUGCUUUUGACCAACAAUACAGUGCAAGCGUUCAAAGAAAUCAACCUGGCCUGCAGCCUUGCAUCGCAUUGUCUUCAGAAAUCACCAUAUGAGAUAUUCCUGCGACUUCUUCGACUGUAUUCAUACCCUCUCUGGGGUCGAUUCCCAGAUGUACGGUGCCAAAUCGUGAAUUUCCUUCAAGCUCUGGCUUUCCGCACUCUUGCAGAAGGACACGCCUUGAAGCCUUUACUCAAAGUAUGGACGCAGGGGGAGAUAGAAGCUAACGCCGGCCGGGUCGCUUCCAUUCUUCGUCUGUCCUCGGACAAAUUUGGUCCUGCCAGUGGACUUGACGCCGAAGAAUGGGCUUGGAUCCAGGAUGAAAUCUGCUCUCUGAAUUAUCAAAGAAGAGAAUUCUCUGACGCGCUCCGCAUCGCCCAGAGACUUGCCGAUGAUCCCCGCGUGCCUCGCGGCGUCCAUAUUACGUCCUUGCAAAUGAUUGCACGGCACCAUCUAUUGCACGGCCAGAUCGAGGCAGCCGAGCCUGUCCUUCUCGAGACUCUGAAGAUCUGCGCCGGCUAUGACCGUGAGGACGACAGGGCUCGAUUCCUCCAGCAGACGUAUUCCGACAUGGGAUACAUAUACGACGUCAGAGAAGACCGCGCUCAGAGCUCCCAUUAUUACCAGCAAGCACUGGAGAAAGCGAUCCAAGUGCAGAAUGCGGCAAAUAUUGCAUCAAUACGGUGUCGCAUGGACGCUAUCGCGAGGCUGCAUGAAGACCGCCAAGGAAGCCCAACGGAGACGCGACAGGGCAAUGCGAGUAGUUGGGCGCUUUGGGCCUUUUGUCGGCCAUACUCUUGA